CGGGACCGUUUCACGCGGGAGAGCCGCGGCUUUGCCUUUGUGCGUUUCUACGAUAAGCGCGAUGCCGAGGACGCGAUCGACGCGAUGGACGGAGCGGUCCUGGACGGGAGGGAGCUGCGUGUCCAGAUGGCCCGCUAUUCCAGACCCCCGGACUCGUACCGGCGAGGGGGGGGCGCCAGUAACAGACGAUCGACGCGAUACAGGAGGAGUCGGAGUCCACGGCGCAGACGCCGCACUCGGUCCCGGACUCGCAGCCGCUCUCGCUCCCGUUCCAGCCGGUCCCGCUCCCGUUCCCGCUCCCGCUCCCGUUCCCGCUCUAAGAACGUGGCCCGCAGCAAGGGCCAGUCCCGCUCCAAGCCGUCUCGCUCGUUGUCCCGCUCCCGCUCCAAGUCACCGUCUCCCACCAAGUCAGCGAGCAAGUCCCGUUCCCGGUCGCGGGAGCCCGAGAGGGGCAGGUCAGCUUCCCGCUCCCGUUCCCGCUCCCGCUCGGUCUCGCCCGCGCGCCGGGAUUCCCCGGCCGGCCGGCCCACGCCCCCACAAGGGAACCGCACUGGGUCCCCUCCCGCAGUGGCAUCCCCCGAGCGACCGGAAUCACCUGAGGAGGAAGGUGCCUGUCCCCGGUCGCCCGAGAACCCUGAGCCUCUGGACAACCUACGCCCCACCUCACCGGAGCCAGAACCGGAUGGGCGGUCGCGAUCUCCGACCCCCGUAACUAUGGACGCGGAAUAACUGAGACCGCCAGCAAUUGGAGGCCGUUUCCAACCACGGUUCCGACGUUACCGGUCCACAGAUGCUGUCCGGGAACUGUUUUGAGCAGGGGCCAGUGGUAAUGGCGGCCGUGAGGAGUUUCUGGAUCUGGUCCAGCGUGGGGUUUGAGGGGCAGUGACAUGGAAGGGGGAGGGAGGGGGAA
Chiloscyllium plagiosum (whitespotted bambooshark) is the source of this 910-nucleotide messenger RNA. The record is from RefSeq and is a predicted model, not a curated record. NCBI's taxonomy places the organism in Eukaryota, Metazoa, Chordata, Chondrichthyes, Orectolobiformes, Hemiscylliidae.